ACUUGUCACUAUCCUCUACUGCCCUUUAUAGAAUUACUAAUAUCCUAACAUCUAUUGGAAUCUUUUCAUGAGAACUAUAGAGUAAGUUAAAGUCAAUAAUGAGACAGAGAUGUGAAUUUAAACAGCCAUGCCCUUGCCAAAAGCAUGCUAGGAAAAUUCCAUGUUCUGAUUCCUCUCCUCUAGGACUGUCAAUGGCAGGAUACCAGCUCUGGUCACCAUGGACCCCACCGGAUGAGGGCUUCCAAUGGCUGCAGCAUACAACACCUACACCUUCCAAGCACCCCUUUAGGGCUUCCCCCUGUUUCCCCCACACCCCUUCUAAUCUUGAAGUGCAGCUGUGCUUUCAAGAGGUCUCUCUAGUUCUAGACAGUCCAUUCCUGGAGCCUGGGGUGAGUCCCAAGUUGCUCUGCCACACGUCAGAGCUCCGAACCAUGAACAACAAGAAAGGGCUGGUCAGGAAGCUUCAGCCUGUCUGCCUCAAUGGAGUGGAUUCUGUCUUUGGCAGGGUCAUCACGGCUCAGCCGCCAAAGUGGACUGGGACCUUCAGAGUUUCAGACAAGUCAGCCGUUUGCAAAAUCAUCAGCCGGGAGCACCAGGGGCCCACUGGACUUAAGGAACCUCAGAUUCAGAUGACAGUGACCAUGUGCAAAUAGAUGCUGUGCUCCAUCCUCUUGCUGUAUGCGACAUACAAUAAGUGCACCUUUGCCUUGCAACACUCCAAGUAA
Molecule: messenger RNA, 725 nt
Organism: Orcinus orca (killer whale)
Lineage: Eukaryota; Metazoa; Chordata; Mammalia; Artiodactyla; Delphinidae
Gene: FANCD2OS
Product: FANCD2 opposite strand
Source: RefSeq, a predicted model, not a curated record